AGCAAAAAUAAAUGCAAUGGGGAUUGAACCGCACUAAAUUAUUAAUGUUGUUGCAAAUAUUUUAUAAUUAAUUUUCUUCAACUGCUACGAAUAAAAAUAUUUGCGUGAAUUGUUUUGCAAAAGUGACAGCUUAGCUUGUUUGACAUUUCUCAACAUUUGCAUUUGAUUAUAAACAGACAAAAACGAAUAUAAAAGAUUUUGAAUGUGAUUACAAACAAAUAAUAGAAAUAAAAAUAUAUUUCAAACAUUUCAAAGCAAAACCGGACAAAUUUUGAUACACAAAAAUAUAAGUACAGUGGAACUUCUUUAUAGUGAACUUCCCUACAACGAAGCUCUCCCUAUAAUGAAGUCAUUUUGAAGAAACAGCUUUUUGGUUCUAUUUGCAUUUUUGUCUCCUUAUAAUGAAUUUCUAUAUAGUGAAGUUUUCUAUAUAAUGAACAAAUUUUACUGCUUGAAAAUCAAGCUUCAUACGUUUUUGUCUCCGUAUAGUGAAUUUUUUCAAAUAUGUUUUCGGUUACACAUUCUCAGAAAUAAACGAAAUGUAGAAAUGUAAUACGGGGAAUCCCAAAAUGAAAAUUCAUACAUAUGUACAUUGUAGUAGUAGUUCAGUUGUGUUAAGAAAUUGAAGCAAAAAUUACGCAUCGAAUCAGCAUUUCACUUGAAAAAAAGUUAUUAAUUAUUAACAAAUUUAAAGAAGGGAAGGUACGAAAAAAAGAUAUUGCUAAUCAGUUUCAAAUACUUCCCAGCACCUUAUCAAAUAUUCUAAAAAAUAAGGAAAUGAUUUUGAAAAAUGUAGAAAAUGCGGCAAUUAGCGUAAAACGCAAAAUGCUUCGAACUUGCCAGUUUGAGGAGAUUGAUGAAGCAGUGCUGAAAUGGAUAGUCGUUGCACGUGGUAAGAAUCUUCCUUUAUCUGCAACAAUAUUGAAGCAAAAGGCCAAUGAUUUUGCUGAAGCACUAGGACACCAUGAAUUUGAGGCAAGUACAGGUUGGUUAGAUAAGUUCAAAAGACGCCAUGGUAUUGUUCAAAAAACGUUUUACCAAGAUUGAUUGAAAAUUAUAACGCAAACGACAUCUUUAAUGUCGAUGCGACUGGAUUGUUUUUCAAAUGCCUGCCAAAUAAAACACUGACAUUCAAAAAUGAGCAAUGCUUUGGGGGAAAACAAAGCAAGGAGAGAAUAACUGUCAUGGUGGGAAGCAAUAUGACUGGAUCGGAAAAACUUCAAUUGCUUAUAAUCGGAAAGGCGAAGAAUACGAGGUGCUUUAAGGGAGUAAAAUCGUUAGAUGUCGAUUAUGAGUUUAACAAAAAAGCAUGGAGCAGUGAGAUUUAUACCAAAUGGAUUCUAAAGCAGUACAAAAAAUUUGGUAAACAAGACAGGAAGGUCUUACUUUUUGUUGAUAACUACACUGCGCAUCCUAGAGAUGUAAAAAACAAGCUAAAAAACAUUCAGCUUGCUUAUUUUCCUCCCAACAUGACUUCGUUACUGCAACCAAUGGACCAAGGCAUUAUCUACAACAUGAAACAACAUUACAGGAAACGUAUUUUAACGAAUAUAUUGGCUCAGCUGGAUGAGGGAACUUCUGUUUUUACCAUAGACUUACUCCACGCUAUUCGAAAUUUAAGCACUGUAUGGGAUGUCUAUGUUAAACCAGAAACAAUUGCCAACUGUUUUAGAAAGGCAGGAUUUUCAAAAGAUGCCAUGCAUAAUCCAUCUGAGCAGUGGGAUGAAGAAGACCUUUCAAUAGCGGACUUGGCUGCUUUGCAGUCUUCAUUUAAAAAAGUGACAAAUAUCGAGGCAUCAUUUGAGGACUAUGCCAAUGUUGAUAUUGAUGUGCCGACCACGGAAAACCCGUCCGAGGAAGAUAUCCUCAGCAGCGUUCUAGAAAGUCGCGGAGUUCCAGCUGUACCUGAUAUCGAUGAAGUCGAUUUGGACACUGAAAAAGAAAUGGCAGAUACUGAUGAGGCAUUACCUACAUUAGGACAAGUUUCUUCUUCCAUUAAGGUACCGAUUAAUGUUUUUAACUGUCUAAAUGAUUUGGAAGCUUUUGUUGAAAAUGAAAAAUGGAAGAAUGUAAUUCAAACCAAACUUACUGAUUAUUUUAAAUAAAAUUACAAAAGAAAAAAAUGAAUUUCUAUAUAAUGAAA
Messenger RNA from Zeugodacus cucurbitae (melon fly), 2143 nucleotides. RefSeq names its product tigger transposable element-derived protein 4-like. Gene Ontology annotation, cellular component: nucleus. The transcript is spliced from 2 exons. The record is from RefSeq and is a predicted model, not a curated record. Gene Ontology annotation, molecular function: DNA binding. Bases 1185 to 2105 code for a protein of 306 amino acids. Lineage: Eukaryota; Metazoa; Arthropoda; Insecta; Diptera; Tephritidae.